UUCACCGUCACAUAUUUAUUUCAAAAAUGGCAAAGUUGUUGGCAUCGCCGCUUACCUCAUUACUCUCCGUAGCUCUCAUCUCAUUCGUCAUCACAGCCGUCCGAUCCUGCUCCCCUGCCGAUCAAACGGCUCUCAACGCUUUCAAAUCAUCACUAACCGAACCAAACCUCGGCAUCUUCAACACUUGGUCCGAAGACAAAGACUGCUGCAAAGACUGGUACGGUAUCAGCUGCGAUCCGGACUCGGGUCGGGUCACAGACAUUUCUCUCCGCGGCGAAUCCGAAGACGCAAUUUUCCAAAAAUCAGGCCGGUCCGGUUACAUGACCGGUACGAUCGAUCCAUCGGUUUGCGCCUUAACCGCUCUAACUUCCUUCGUCCUCGCCGACUGGAAAGGAAUCUCCGGCGAGAUUCCUCCGUGCGUAACCUCCUUAGCUUCUCUCCGCAUCCUCGACCUCGCCGGAAACAGACUCACCGGCGAGAUUCCGGCCGAUAUCGGCAAACUCACCAAACUCGGAGUUCUCAACCUCGCCGAGAAUCAGAUGUCCGGCGAGAUUCCGGCGUCGCUGACGUCACUGACGGAGCUGAAGCAUCUCGAGUUGACGGAAAACGGAAUCUCCGGCGAGAUUCCGGCGGAUUUCGGGUCGUUGAAGAUGCUGAGCAGGGCGUUACUGGGACGUAACGAACUAACCGGGUCGCUUCCGGAGUCGAUCUCGGGUAUGGAGCGGUUAGCGGAUCUGGAUCUAUCCAGGAACCAUAUAGAAGGUCCGAUACCCGAAUGGGUGGGAAACAUGAAGGUGCUCUCUCUAUUGAAUCUCGAUUGCAACUCGUUAACCGGUCCGAUUCCCGGUUCGAUUUUAAGUAAUUCCGGUUUUGGUGUUUUGAAUCUGAGCCGAAAUGCGUUGGAAGGAACCAUACCCGACGUUUUCGGAUCCACGACUUAUUUCGUGGCGCUUGAUUUGUCUUAUAAUAGUCUGUCGGGUCGGAUCCCUGAUUCGCUUUCGUCAGCUAAGUUUGUGGGCCAUUUGGAUAUCAGUAAUAACAAGCUUUGUGGGCCUAUUCCAACGGGUUCUCCUUUUGAUCACCUUGAAGCGGCGUCGUUUAGUGACAACCAGUGUUUGUGCGGUGGUCCUUUGAUGAAGACAUGUUAAUAUGGUUCCGGUUUUGCUGAACCGGAGAAUUUAUCAAGUUCCUUAUUUCUCUUGUUCCAUAUUGGUUUAACUGUUUUUUUUUUCUUACUCCUUCAAAUUAUAAGUGCCAGAAGCUUAUUCUAUUCUAUUGGACACAAAAUGCAACAAUGGUCCAAUCUGUAAUAUGGUAGCACAUGUUAUAGAUCUUAUAUGGUAUAUCAUUUGUUCAAGGACUCUUAGAUGGCA
Molecule: messenger RNA, 1373 nt
Organism: Eruca vesicaria subsp. sativa (arugula)
Lineage: Eukaryota; Viridiplantae; Streptophyta; Magnoliopsida; Brassicales; Brassicaceae
Source: the annotation of a GenBank genome assembly